This is a messenger RNA of Colletotrichum graminicola M1.001, 1035 nucleotides long. RefSeq names its product ribonuclease HII. The coding region runs from base 1 to 1035 and encodes 344 amino acids. The record is from RefSeq and is a predicted model, not a curated record. Gene Ontology annotation, molecular function: RNA binding; RNA-DNA hybrid ribonuclease activity. NCBI's taxonomy places the organism in Eukaryota, Fungi, Ascomycota, Sordariomycetes, Glomerellales, Glomerellaceae. The transcript has a single exon. Gene Ontology annotation, cellular component: ribonuclease H2 complex. Gene Ontology annotation, biological process: DNA replication, removal of RNA primer; mismatch repair.
AUGGAAGACUCUCAAAUGGCCGAGGACAUCGCCCUCGAGACCCCGGUCGCGGAUGUCUUUAUUCCCCCGUCCAUCAACGAUAAGGCGAUUCUGUCGGGUGACUCGUACACAUACUUCUCUCUGGUUCCUUCAACACUUCUCCCGCCUUCUUCAUCACCAACUAAGACUGCCUCGGAAUCACCAGCAUCCGGGACACCGGUCUGCCUCGGCGUCGAUGAAGCCGGUCGCGGUCCCGUCCUUGGACCCAUGGUUUAUGGCGUCUUCUACCUCCCUAUUCCCCUCUCUGACCCAUUGCUCCGCGAGACCCACCACUUUGAUGACUCAAAGGUGCUUACACCAGCCGUUCGGUCUCAACUGAUGGCGGCCCUCUGCACCGCCGGCUCAGAUUUGGCCGAGUCCUGCGGUUUUGCCAUUUCGGCCCUUAGCGCCCGCGACAUCUCAUCGGGCAUGAUGCGCCCCGGCGCCAACUACAACCUCAACGCCCAGGCAAUGGACGCCACCGUCGAGCUGAUCAAGGGCGUCUUCGCCCAGGGCGUCAACAUCCAGGAGAUCUACGUCGAUACUGUUGGCCAGCCGGCCGCCUACCAGGCUAAGCUCCAGCGCUUCUUCCCCGCCACCAAGAUCACCGUUGCGAAAAAGGCAGAUAGCCUGUACCCUUGUGUGUCGGCUGCCUCUGUUUGUGCCAAGGUCACUCGCGAUGCCGCGCUAGAGGUCCUCUACAAGGCACGAGCCCCUGAGUCGGUGGUGGAGGAGGGCAUGGCUUGGGGUUCGGGGUAUCCGUCAGAUGGUAGGUGCGUGUCGUGGAUGAAGUCUAAUAUGCAUCCCGUCUUUGGAUGGGGCCCCGAGUGCCGAUUCAGUUGGGGCACGGCCAAGGACAUGCUUGAGGGCAAAGGGGGUCUCAAGGUAGACUGGCCGGUCGAGGACGACGACGAUACGGCACGGAUGACAGACUUCUUCAUUUCGGGCGAUAGGGAGCAGGAUGGCGAUGAGCUGGGAACAUGGUUCGGAAGGCCGGCUGGCCUGGAGGCGUUCUAG